GACAGGCACGCGAAAUACUUAGCAGUUUUCUGAUUUAUUAACUCUUUGCGAUAAAUUUCAUCAAAACCAGGAGGAAAAAAAGCAGCAAUGUCUGUGUUAUGUGUAGUUCAGCACAUCCAACUCACAGGGACGCUGUUGACCAGUCUGCUGAGAUUUCAGAGCUUAUUGCAGCAGUACCUCCCCCAUCAUCUCCAAAUGUUACGGAGAGAGACAGAAAACAUAUCGAAAAGGCACAGUUUGGAAGAAUGAUAUGAUCAAACACGGACAUACUAGGCGAAAAUCGUUCAUUGGAGUCUAUAUAUUUUUGCCUUUCUCACUGACGUUUGUUCCUGAAAUCCUUUUACUGGAUAACGGAUUUAAUAUUUCUUUUUUGUGGACGAGAAAUCGUCGGACAGAACAAUGACGCUGCGAGUAGGCCUGCUGUCGGUUCUCUCCGUUGUUUGUCUUCGCUCGGUUUUUGGCCAGGUCAGCUACUCCAUUCCUGAGGAAAUGUCGAAAGGAUCUUUGGUCGGUAACAUAGCGCAAGAUUUAGGUUUAGACGUGAAACGGUUAAAAUCAGGGAAAGCUCGUAUAUAUACAGGAGAAGGCACAGAAUACAUCGAGCUGAAUAAAGAAAGGGGAGCCCUUGUAAUCAAAGAGCGGAUAGACAGAGAAGCGCUCUGCGGACAGACGACGCCCUGCGCUCUUGAUUUUCAAAUCAUUUUGGAGAAUCCUAUGCAGUUUUACAGCGUUACUGUCGAGAUCACCGACAUUAACGACAACUCUCCUGGUUUUAAAAACAGUGACAUGAAAUUUGAUAUAAGUGAGACGGUUCAGAUUGGGUCAAAAUUUGUUUUAGAAAAAGCUGUUGACGACGAUGUGGGUAUUAACGGGCUCCAGAGUUAUUCACUGAGUUCAAGUGACAUAUUCAUCUUAAAUCCCUAUCGCAUAGGUGGCAGUAGAAAUGUUGAAAUGGUUUUAAAGAAGACUCUUGACCGAGAGAAACAGGACCGUGUCUCUUUAAUAUUAACUGCUCUAGAUGGUGGCAACCCGCAGCUCUCUGGAACUAUUCAAAUUGUCAUAACUGUUCUGGACGCAAACGAUAACGCACCUGUUUGUUCUCCAGCGGAAUUUAAGACUAACGUAAAGGAAAAUUCGGUGAAAGGAACUGUUCUAACCACGGUGAGCGCAUCUGAUGCAGAUGAAGGUCCACAUGGGCAAGUACGAUAUUCCAUCUCUAAUGCUCCAAAGGGAUCAUCAGAAUUAUUUGAUAUAGAUGAAGACAGUGGGGUGUUCACAUUAGUGGGAAAGCUUGAUUAUGAGAAAUUUCGGCAUUACGAGAUAGAUGUUCAAGCAUCAGAUGCAGGCGGUAACGCAGAUGUUUGUAAAGUUAUAAUUGAGGUGCUGGACACAAACGAUAACCCACCAACUAUUAACAUUAUGUCAACGUCAUCCAGUAUAUCUGAGGAUGUAAAACCUGGCACUGUUCUAACGAUGAUGAACGUCCAGGAUCCAGAUUCAAAUGAAAAUGGCAAAGUCCACUGCAUUUUAGAUGAUCAUGUUCAUUUUAAAAUCUCUUCAACAUCAACUAAUUUCUUCAGCAUAGUGACAGACAGUGAAUUAGACAGAGAGAGAGCCUCUGAGUAUAACAUCACUGUGACCUGCUCUGAUGAGGGAGUGCCCUCCCUCUCCAGCAGCGUCACUCUCACCUUACAGAUCUCUGAUGUAAAUGACAACGAGCCUCUCUUUGAGAGGAGCUCAUAUGAGGCCUGCAUUGUAGAAAACAACACACCAGGUGUGUCUGUAUUCACAGUCAGAGCCACAGACGCCGACUGGAACCAGAAUGCUCGUGUUUCUUACAUUCUGGAGGACUCCUCAGUGAACGGAGUGCCAGUCUCCUCAUAUGUGUCCGUCAGUGCUGAUAGUGGAGUCAUCCAUGCAGUGCGCUCUUUUGACUACGAGCAGAUCAAAGACUUCCAGUUCCGUGUGAAAGCUCAGGAUGGAGGCUCUCCUCCACUCAGCAGCAACGUGACAGUGAAAAUGCUGAUCCAGGACCAGAAUGACAACCCUCCUCAGGUUCUGUAUCCAGUCCAGACUGGAGGCUCUGUGGUGGCUGAAAUGGUGCCUCGUUCAGCAGAUGUGGGCUAUCUGGUGACCAAAGUGGUGGCUGUUGAUGUGGACUCUGGACAGAAUGCGUGGUUGUCGUAUAAACUGCAGAAAGCCACAGACAGGGCUCUGUUUGAAGUGGGUUCCCAGAAUGGAGAGAUCCGAACCAUCCGCCAAGUGAGUGAUAAAGAUGCAGUGAAACAGAGACUGAGUGUUAUAGUGGAGGACAACGGGCAGCCCUCUCGUUCAGCUACAAUCAUUGUGAACGUGGCGGUGGCAGACAGCUUCCCUGAAGUUCUGUCGGAGUUCAGUGACUUUCCACACGACAAGGAGUACAAUGACAACCUGACUUUUUACUUGGUGUUGGCUCUGGCUGUGGUCUCCUUCCUGUUCAUCACGUGUUUGGUGGUUAUUAUCUCAGUGAAAAUCUACAGAUGGAGACAGUCUCGCAUCCUGUAUCAUUCUAACCUGCCUGUGAUUCCAUAUUAUCCUCCACGUUACUCAGACACUUUGGGGACAACAGGGACUCUCCAACACGUGUACAAUUACGAGGUGUGCAGGACGACAGACUCCAGAAAGAGUGACUGUAAGUUCGGCAGAGCUGGUAGUCAGAACGUGUUGAUCAUGGAUCCCAGUUGUUCAGGGACGAUGCAGCCGAUGCAGAGUGAGAAGAGCAUCCUGGAUGAACCAGACUCUCCUCUAGAGGUUAGUCUCCAGAAAGAAUGAUGUAAUUGAUGGCAUUUCAUGUUGUAGACACAGCUACAGUUUUCUGUAGUGUUGUACAUUGGGCCUCACAUGAAAAUGAAUGUAUUAUGUGUACGUUUUGUUUAACUACUUUUUUUCAGAACUUCUACUUUUGUUCACUAUAACAUGCCUUUUAGUUAAAUUCCAAACCCUUCAUACCACUUCAUUCAAUAAGAUUACUUCCAUGUUGGCACUUGUGGAGCAAUUUGAUCAUGAUGUUUUACCUGAAUAUGAAAUAUGAGCAAUUUAUGUUAUCAAAAUCCUGCUUAUCCUAAUGUUUUCUGUUUCAUUACUUGGAAUAUUGAAACAGGUAAGAUUCAGUUAUAUGGUUCAUUUAAAUCAUGAAUGUGACAUGUGUGCAUUUCAAUAAAGCAGGUGAAAAUACACAACCAAGUACAUCAAUCCAACAUUUUAAACACAGCAACCUGAAUCAUUUGCUAUGCCAGGGAAGUUGUCAGUCUGCGUUUGCAUUCUGAAAUGCUAUACCAGCAGCAAUGACCAUAAACAGUCUGUACUGCUUUGACAGCUUCUGGUUUAACUCCUCAUUUUAAUGAGAUAAGGAGCCUCUGUCUCUGGAUAUAUUGAUUAAGGCACUUUGUAAUGUUGGCCACAUUGCUCCAAAAUGUUUGGUCCAAAUCAGUGAUGGCACACAAAUUAAUGACCCAUAUAGCACUUGC
Amphiprion ocellaris (clown anemonefish) is the source of this 3506-nucleotide messenger RNA. Its product is annotated as protocadherin gamma-A2-like. The coding region runs from base 400 to 2811 and encodes 803 amino acids. The transcript has a single exon. Gene Ontology annotation, biological process: homophilic cell-cell adhesion. Gene Ontology annotation, cellular component: plasma membrane. Gene Ontology annotation, molecular function: calcium ion binding. The record is from RefSeq and is a predicted model, not a curated record. NCBI's taxonomy places the organism in Eukaryota, Metazoa, Chordata, Actinopteri, Pomacentridae.